Messenger RNA from Ctenopharyngodon idella (grass carp), 3085 nucleotides. Its product is annotated as CCN family member 1. Lineage: Eukaryota; Metazoa; Chordata; Actinopteri; Cypriniformes; Xenocyprididae. The transcript is spliced from 5 exons. Gene Ontology annotation, molecular function: protein binding. Bases 174 to 1328 code for a protein of 384 amino acids. Gene Ontology annotation, biological process: signal transduction. Gene Ontology annotation, cellular component: extracellular region. The record is from RefSeq and is a predicted model, not a curated record.
AAAACAAGUGUUAGAAACUUCUGUGCUCGAAUCUGCGCCGACUCACUGUAUCGUGCUGGAAUAAACGCGCCUGUCUGGAUUAUUAACGCUUGUCUGUGAGAGUUGAACUGUUUUAUUGCGUUUACAGUUUCACUAAAACAUCAUCCGUGGACAUUGAAUGGUUUAUUGAGAAGAUGAGGGAUUUAAUGUCUCUGUUGGUGUUUGUACUGAUCAUCUGCACGUCGGUUGGGGCGAGGUGUCCUAAGGUCUGCAAGUGUCCGGUGGAGCGGCUCGUGUGCCCACCGGGUGUCAGUGCGGUGCCCGACAAAUGCGGCUGCUGUAAGGUUUGUGCCGCCCAGCUGAACGACAACUGCCAUGACGACAGACCCUGCGACCAUCACAAGGGCCUGGAGUGUAACUAUGGCAACGAUGUGGCCAGUAUCCACGGUAUCUGCCGGGCUAAACUGGAAGGUCGCUCUUGUGAAUAUAACGGCCGGAUGUAUCUAAAUGGAGAAAACUUCCGAGCAGGCUGCAAACACCAGUGCACCUGUAUCGAUGGGGCAGUGGGCUGCGUCCCCCUUUGCCCCACAGACAUUCCCCUGGCAUCGCCAUCCUGUCCCGCACCUCGGCUGGUUAAAAUCCCCGGCCAGUGCUGCCUCAGUGUGGACUGUCACGAUGGGUCCUCUGUCCUGCCGCCUGUGUUCAGACGCCCGCAGCCGCCUCCCUACCUGUUCCCUGACCUGCACACCUUCAAGAAGCCCCGACCGAAGCCAUACCCCUACAAGCCCAAAGACUCCCUGAGCAAUGAGCUCACAGAGGUGGAGCAAAAGUGGGACAAACCACGCAGUCGAAAACACCUGCCAGUGUGGAAGCAAGCCGGACGGCAAUGUGUCGCUCAGACGACAAGCUGGACACCUUGUUCGCGCAGCUGCGGGAUGGGUGUGUCGUCUCGGGUCACCAAUGAGAACGCUCAGUGCAAACUGCUGAAGGAAACCAGACUCUGCAACAUUCGCCCAUGUAGUUCUGUGGCUGUGCCUAUAAAGAAGGGGAGGAAGUGCUCUCGUACGCAGAAGUCUCCCGAACCUCUGCGUCUGCGCUACGCCGGCUGCCGCAGCACGCGUCUCUAUCGACCCAACUACUGCGGGAUGUGUCUGGAUGGGAGAUGCUGCUCUCCCCGUCGCACACGAACGGCCCCCGUGCUCUUCGCCUGUCCAGAUGGUGAGCGCUUUGAGCGGGCCGUCAUGUUCGUGCAGUCCUGCAAGUGCAACGACGAAUGUGGCCACCUGAAUGAUGCAGCGCUCCCACCUCAGCACUGGCUGUACGGUGACAUGCACAAGUUCAUUGAUUAAGGGUUCCUCUGAAGACCUGCCCCCGUGUCCUUCCCCAUCCAAUAGAGUAGCGUUUCGAAGUGUAGACGCCAGGCCAAGGCCUCAUUAUAACGCAAAUCCACAUGGAAAAAAGGGACGUUUUGGUUUCCGAUCCCUUGUACCAAGAGCCUUAGAGUAGAUGCGCUUUCCGUGAGGAUCCAGGACGGGACUUGUCCCAGUCGUGAAUAUAUACAAAUGGAUUUUUUGGUCCUCAUCAUGAACAGUGAUGCAUUAUGGGGCACCUGCACAAUCUAGACUUUAAGCAGGUUUGGAGAGAAAAAAAAAACAAGACGAGAUUAGACACUUAAACAUGGUGGGACAGACUCUCAGCUUCAUAAGGGCUGGUCUUUACUUCUUUUGUAGUGAUUGCUUUGCCUUGACGUUCAAAGAACAGCCGGCAAAUACAAGGGAAACUCAAUGGGAAGUCGUUGUAAGCUUUGGCUCAGCUGCUUGUGGACUCAACGCUGAGCCAUUUUGUGAGCGCAUGACUCCAUCAACUCACCGAGGGAUAUCUGCCAAGCGCCGCAGCUCCCUGGCGUCAAAACGUCGGCUCCUCUGCUCCCGGCUAAUUACAAUCCUCUUCUAUGGGGGCAGAAAGAAACCCAGUAACCCUCUGGUUUGCAAUAAAAAUAUGUUUAAAACACCAGCAUCUGAUGUAAACAUGUAAUUUGAAAGUAAUGGGUGGGACGGUUCUCUCAAAUGCUGCUCUAGUCUGGUCUUUAAUCUACCACGUGAUGGCAAACGGCACUGUUGUCGGUGUGUUUUAUGAUGCAGCGGUCUCUAUUUUUGCCUGGCAUUGGUACAUGAACUGACGGAGGUGACGUCGUGCCAUCUGCCCUGAAGAACAAGGGUUUGAACAGGCUUUGAGACACAAAUAGCCAAACUUCUGAAAGUGAGAAGCCAUGUUAUCAUAGAAUGAUUGUGAUAUUUUUUGCUAAGUUAUGUUUCCCAAUCAUACCUCAAUUAAGUAAAACUACAUUUUUUACAUUUUACACGUCCGAUAUCGUAUUCGUUAUGAACUGGGAGUACAUCAAUAUACUGCAUGUAAAGUGAUUAAAUUGAACGGCUUUCUGUUGUUUCGUGUUUGACUAACUGCCUUCUCGAAUCGAUCAAUUAAUUAGCAUAAGUUAUUAAGGUGCGGUAACAUUUACCGUUCAGCGAAUUUUCGCGGGCGAAAUCCAGUCAGGAAUCUAUGCGUUCGGGAAUUUCGCGUGAGGGCGAAAUAUUUCUCUGCAGAUUUCGCGUAAGGUUCAGUUGAUCACGUAAAUUCGCCGCGUUAACCCACAGAAAUAUUGUUGAAUCAACGCGGUUCAAAUGACGGAGGUGCGACCAGACGCAACUAACGUUAGCUAGCUAAUUUCUCGGAUGCAUCAUAUGGUAGUUUAGCAGUUACGUCGAUUUUAACGUUUUAUCGUCUAAGUGAAAAUUGUAAAACGAUUACAAACCGCAUCAUGCAGUCUGAUUUAAUUUUAACUGAUGUUUGUAUCCUUUUUUAAAACAUUUUUGUACAUCCUUUUAAACAGUCUGAGUUUUAAUCAAAUGACACCGAGUAGCCAACAUUUUAUUAAAUGCUUCAUAAAUACAUCCAUCAUGCUGCACACUUUGAUACUAUUAAAAACAAGACUUGUCUGGGUUUGGUUCAGGUUUGCUUUAGGAUGUUCAUCUCACUUGUGUUUUACCUCUAAAGACAGAGGACAACCACUCACCAUGUAUCAAAUAAACUGGCUUGUAAAAACUUA